Messenger RNA from Lentinula edodes (shiitake mushroom), 798 nucleotides. RefSeq lists its product as uncharacterized. Lineage: Eukaryota; Fungi; Basidiomycota; Agaricomycetes; Agaricales; Omphalotaceae. The record is from RefSeq and is a predicted model, not a curated record. The transcript is spliced from 5 exons. The coding region runs from base 1 to 798 and encodes 265 amino acids.
AUGCGCAUCUUCUGUCCCACUAUCGUUUUAAUUCUCUCAAUCCUCUCAAUAUGUACACAUGCUGCCCCAGUUAAUCAGAAUCUGGAUUCAAGAGAGAACUUGCCAGCUUGGAUACAGGGCGAAGUCGAUAACCCAGCAUUCUUUACCAAGAAAGAUAGGCAAGCUUACGCGAAGAAAUUGUGGGGUGUCAAGCUUGGUGCAAAAUUACAAGUUGCUGGAUCGCACAAUUUCGCUAUAUAUUCCUUGACUGGAUACGGGCUACGCUUCAAAAGUAGUUCAUUGAUCAUGAAGGUGUUCAAUGCCGUCGACAAUGCUGCUAUUGGAGAAGCGAAGGCACUCAGAGCCGUAGGCGAUCUCGUCGCUUCUGGCACUGUCAGUGCAUUGGGCUCAAAACCUGCCAUUAUCAUAAAGAGGAAGGCUGGUCAACCAUUACAGGAGACGGAGGCCUACAAGAAUGCUAGAGAAAUAGUGAGAGAAAGGAUGCGGAACCAAACUUUUACGUUGAUGUGCGACAAAAUGGCCAUUGUAGCUACCGAGAAGUAUGUUCUGCACGGCGAUAACCAUCCCUCUCACUCAAAUAUCCUAGUGACCUUGGAUAAGAACACCGUGAAAUCCGUUGAGUUAGUAGACUACGGCCCUCCGAAAACCUAUUUUUUGACCAAGUCUGUCACGAAGGCGGAAGUGUGCGUUUACUGUGGAUGUGAAUAUCCAAGUACAAAACGACACUUGUGGGAACAGGAGUUUCCUUAUGUUUCCCCUCCUUCUAGUCCUAUGAAGAGUCCCAAGCUUGGAAUGUAG